CGUACAGCUCUUCCAAUUGUGAAACCUCCGGUGCUUAUGCCUCUGCUCCUGGCCGAUAGUGCCGGCCGAGUUUUCUUGUUAUUGGAGGCUCAACUUCCGAUGAGGGUGCCGCCAUGGACAUACGUUAGCAAGAAUAUUUCUGAUUUCAUUAGCUUCAAUUUCCUCUAUAUCAUUUGUUUGCGUCGGAAUGACCUACUGAAGAAGAAGAGUAUCCUUCAACAGACUGAUCCUCCUUCAAUUCAUGUUCUUGAGCUCUUCCCUUCUGAAGAUUUUCCUGAAGGUGAAAUCCAACAGUAUAAGGAUGAAGUACUCGAGAUACGGUGCAGACAAUGUAUGCAUCUUUGCAAGAGUACUCAAAGCAUUGUUGUCGAUCCCAAAUCUGCUAAAAAGACUAUCAGCAAAGAAGAGUCAGCUAAGAUUGCCAAAGAGAAGGGAAACCAAGCAUUCAAAGAUAAACAAUGGCAGAAAGCUAUUGGUCUUUACUCAGAAGCUAUAAAGCUAAGUGACAACAACGCUACUUAUUACAGUAACAGAGCUGCUGCAUAUCUUGAAGUUGGAGGCUUUCUUCAAGCCAAGAAGACUGUACCAAAGCCAUCACCCUUGACAAGAAGAACGUCAAAGCCUAUUUACGAAGAGGAACCGCAAGAGAAAUGUUAAGCGAUUACAAGGGAGCCAUAGAAGGUAAGCUUUUAAGGAAACAGAAUGUGAUUGGUUUUUGCCUUGUAAUAUCUGGAAAAAAAACACUCAAAGAUUUGUUUUUCUUCUUCUUUAUAACCCUGCAGAUUUCAGAUACGCACUUGUGCUGAGAAAACUAAUUAUUGGCUUAGUGCUGACUCUUCACGGAUUACUCGACAAGUAUUGUUAAGUUGUUUCUGAUGUAAAUUAAUAUAAUCACUAUCAUUAU
Molecule: messenger RNA, 904 nt
Organism: Arabidopsis arenosa
Lineage: Eukaryota; Viridiplantae; Streptophyta; Magnoliopsida; Brassicales; Brassicaceae
Source: the annotation of a GenBank genome assembly